AAUCACGCGAGCUCUAUAUUUUUGUUUUAUUUUCCACCUCUUGCUUCUCCUCCUCCUCCUUCUUCUUAUCAGCUUACCCAAUUCUUUGUGAAAGUUCGCUUUUUUCUUGCAAAUUUUAGCUCAAUAAGAUUGUUUUGAGCUGCUUCCUGCAAUCCCGACUCAGUUCCGUUCAUGUUUUGAGGUCAACUUGGUUGAAGCGAGGAUGAAGCAUGGUCGGCAAUCGAAUCGCUUGAAGGAUCGUAUAGGAGUAGGAUUCUUGUUGAUGAUUUCUUUGUUUUUCCAGCAUCUUGGUAUCUGCCGGUGCUUAAACGAAGAGGGCUUGGCUCUGUUGAGGGUGAGAGAUAAGGUAGUGAGUGACCCUUUUGGAGCUUUGAGAAAUUGGAACGAAAAUGACGGAGAAAUUGAUCCAUGCUCGUGGUUUGGCGUUGAGUGUUCUGAUGGAAAAGUUGUGGUUUUGAACUUGAAAGAUCUUUGUCUCGGAGGAACUCUGGCACCUGAGAUGGGAAACCUGGUUCACAUUAGAGCCAUUAUUCUGCGUAACAACACGUUCUCUGGAGUCAUUCCAGAAGAGUUUGGUGUGUUAAAGGAGCUGGAGGUGUUGGAUUUGGGAUACAAUAACUUCAGCGGGCCACUCCCAUACAAGCUUGGAAAUAAUUUUUCGUUAGCAAUCCUCCUCGUCGACAACAAUGAGCUUCUAACUGCAUCCUCUCCUGAAAUGCGAGAGUUCGCAUUGGCUUCUGAAUCUCAAGUGGAUGAGAACCAUCUGUCAAUUGCUGCAAACAAAUUAGCUUGCAAAAUGAGAUGCAAUGCAUGGAAAGAGGAACAAACUAGCAAUGCCAUUCACAGCAGAGUUCUUGCUGUCACUGCUGAGCGUCCUGCAACAAUUCCACGGGGCCCACCUUCACGGGGCCCACCUCAACAGAUAUCUGUCCGGUUACCACCGCCAACGCCACCAUCCCCAUCGCCAGCCCCAACCCUUGCCCCAGCCCCAGUCCCAGUCCCAGUCCCGACCUCAUCUGCACCUCCACCUCCCGAGUUAACAAAUACUCCACCACGACCACAUACAAAGUCAAGUCAUCAAGCAAUCAUGGGUGGAGCAGUUGGAGGCUCGGUUUUUAUUUUCAUUACCAUCCUCGGCAUCUAUCUAUGCAGAAGCAAUAAGGUGGCCACCGUCAAACCUUGGGCCACGGGCUUAAGUGGACAGCUGCAGAAGGCAUUUGUUACUGGUGUACCAAAGCUGAAGAGAGCAGAGGUUGAAGCAGCUUGUGAAGAUUUCAGCAAUGUGGUCGGUUCUUCCUCCAUUGGCACAAUUUAUAAAGGAACUUUGUCUAGCGGUGUGGAAAUUGCUGUGGCAUCUGUUGCAGUUAAAUCAGCGAAGGGUUGGUCAAAGAAUUUAGAGGCGCAGUUCAGAAAUAUGAUUGGCACUCUAUCAAAAGUAAAUCACAAGAAUUUCAUCAAUCUUCUUGGAUACUGCGAGGAAGAGGAACCAUUCACGAGGAUGAUGGUUUUUGAAUACUCUCCCAAUGGGACUCUCUUUGAGCAUUUACAUAUUAAAGAAUCUGAGCACCUAGACUGGCGAAUGCGGCUGAGAAUUGCGAUGGGCAUGGCGUAUUGCCUCGAGCACAUGCAUUCAAUGAACCCACCAAUGGUGCACAAGAACUUGAACUCUUCAGCUGUCACCCUCACUGAAGAUUACGCUGCCAAGAUCUGUGACUUCAAUUUCUGGAAUCAAAUGGCUGCAGCCGAGAUUGAACAAUCUGGAAUAGGCCUCUUAAACACCGCUUCCACCUCACGACGGCCCGAGAGCAAUGUUUACAGCUUUGGCGUAAUACUGUUUGAAAUGGUAACCGGUAGGCUUCCUUAUUCUGUGGAUGAUGGUUCCGUUGAAGAUUGGGCUUCGGAUUAUUUGAGAGGAGAACAACCUCUCAGGGAAAUGGUGGAUCCAAGUCUUGAUUCUUGUCAAGAGGAACAGGUGGAUAGAAUUGGACAAUUGAUAAAAUCAUGCGUCCACCCGGACCCGAGAGUUAGACCAGCAAUGAGAGAAGUGGCGGCAAUGUUGUUGGACAUAACCGGAAUCACCCGCGAUGGGGCAAUCCCGAAAAUUUCUCCUCUUUGGUGGGCAGAACUCGAGGUUCUAUCUACUGAUGCAAACUAAAACUGUAAGUACGAGCUCAAGCUUUCCUUGUUUGCUUUGCAUCUGAAGAAAGGUGACGAUGAAACACAUGCCUUGUAUAUAUGAGGUAGAAGAAUUAGGUUCGUCGUCUUAUUUUUUAGUUUGUCGUGCUCUUCAUAUGGCUCUGUUGAAGCACACAUACCAGAAGCACAAAGAUCUGAAGAAUUCUGAGUAGAGUUUUCCUUGUCUGA
Rhodamnia argentea is the source of this 2364-nucleotide messenger RNA. RefSeq names its product probable inactive receptor-like protein kinase At3g56050. Gene Ontology annotation, molecular function: protein kinase activity; ATP binding; protein binding. The transcript is spliced from 9 exons. NCBI's taxonomy places the organism in Eukaryota, Viridiplantae, Streptophyta, Magnoliopsida, Myrtales, Myrtaceae. The record is from RefSeq and is a predicted model, not a curated record. Gene Ontology annotation, biological process: protein phosphorylation. The coding region runs from base 203 to 2155 and encodes 650 amino acids.